Neopsephotus bourkii (Bourke's parrot) is the source of this 2140-nucleotide messenger RNA. Its product is annotated as cytoglobin-1-like. The record is from RefSeq and is a predicted model, not a curated record. The transcript is spliced from 3 exons. Gene Ontology annotation, biological process: oxygen transport. Gene Ontology annotation, molecular function: oxygen binding; heme binding; iron ion binding. The coding region runs from base 645 to 1100 and encodes 151 amino acids. NCBI's taxonomy places the organism in Eukaryota, Metazoa, Chordata, Aves, Psittaciformes, Psittacidae.
GACGCCUCCCAGCUGCACAAUACCGAGGUCAGGAGCAGCUUCAGGGUGAGCCCCUGCUAAACCAGAGGGCUAUGGGGAAGGUAGUGAGUGUAGCAUGAAAGCAGGACUUGAGAGAGUUGCUAGAACUAGAAGUGGGAUCUUUGGAGUGAAGGGCCAAGAGGUGAUGGGAAGAGGGUACAGCAGGGCACCACGGUGCCUGCAGCACAGCAGCCCUCUUGGGAGCAAAUCAGGAAAACCAGUGCUUGAGCAAGGACUGCCCUCAAGAAAAAGAAGGCAAGCACUGGCCUUGGCAGGGUGAGAGGGGAGGGGAGCUGGUCUUUUUCUUCCCCACUGAAAACUCCCCUUUUCCCCUUUUCUCAUCAGACAGCAGAAUCUGCUCUGGCACCUGACACCAUGGUGAGAGUGCUUGUCCUCCCUCCUCAUGUGGCUGGUUUCUUUCCUGAUUAAAAGUGAUUAGGCAGCCCUAAAGCCUGCAGAAAUGUGACCAAGGGGAACUGAGACAAAGAAUUCAUUCAAGAUCUCUUAAAUCCCUGGGGCAGUAUUUAGAGAGCCCUGAGGAGAGAACUGGAGCAUAACCGCCCUGCCAGGACCUCCCUGCCCUUCUCCCUCCUGCUGUGCCCUGUGUUGCCAACGUCUCCUCCACAAUGUCAUUCUCUGAAGCAGAGGUGCAAAGUGCCCGUGGUGCCUGGGAGAAGAUAUAUGUGGAUGCUGAGGACAAUGGUACAACUGUGCUGGUCAGGAUGUUUACCGAGCAUCCAGACACCAAGUCCUACUUCUCACACUUCAAAGGCAUGGACUCUGCUGAAGAGAUGAAACAGUCAGAUCAGAUCAGAGGGCACGGCAAGAGGGUUUUCACUGCCAUCAAUGACAUGGUGCAACACCUGGACAACUCUGAGGCUUUUCUUGGGAUAGUGAACCCACUCGGCAAGAAACAUGCCACCCAGCUGAAGAUUGACCCCAAAAACUUUAGGGUUAUCUGUGACAUUAUCUUGCAACUGAUGGAGGAGAAAUUUGGUGGAGACUGCAAAGCUUCCUUUGAGAAGGUGACCAACGAAAUCUGCACUCACCUCAACAACGCCUACAAAGAGGCAGGUUGGUGAGGCCAUGCAACCUCCAGGCUCUUCAAACGUCUUGCCAGCACUGAUUUGCUGCUUUUCGGCCUCCAGCCACAGUUGGAAAAUGAAAAAGUAAAAGAAAAAAAAGGCAAGAAAAUGGCUUAUGUAAUGUAGAUAUCAGUGUCAGUAAUUGCCUUAGCAAACUGAGUUUCUACAGCUAAAUCAAACCUGCAGAUACAUCAAAGCCAAACAACAAAUCCUGAUGUACUUUGCAGCUUCACUGCUUCAGGUGGGCUCCUCUGGCCACUGUGUUUGAAGACUACAUUUUACACUGAUGACUUUAAGCUUGAUAUCCAUGAGAGAAAGACUUGCUCCUUCCAGCAGCACCAGCCUAGAGAUGCACCAGCAGCUUUUUAUCUCAGCUAUCACUUCUUCAUCCUUAUGAACAAUGAGCAGGAAACCAUUUUCGAGCAUCUCCAGGGACUUCUUAGAGGUCACUAUUUAAGAGGCAUGAAUGUUGUUUUGUGGGUAAACCACAGCAGUGGAGGGUUUGGUGCAUUGGAAAGACUAUUGCCUGAGAAAGACACACAGAAAGUCCCAUCCUGUGUGAGCCAGAGGAGUUUCACAACCUUGGAGAGGUUCCUCUGAGCAGCUUGCAGCACAAAGGGUGACAACACCGAAUGUGGCCACCACUGGGUCACUUGGGGCAGGGAUGAACAUCUCCUGCACAUGGAUUUCACUGUGCUACUCCCAGCAAAUUGCUCUGGCCACAUGCCCAGGAAAGGGCGGUAAUAUCAGGCUUACUAGCUGCCCUCAUCCUUUCCUGUCACAAGGCCUGAGCCUCCCUUCUGCAGUAACUGGGUCCCAAACUAUUUAAUUGCUUCUCCUUAGACAUGGGGAAAUAAUCAGCUAAUAACUGCAAAUAACCACAUGUCGUUUUGCUUCAGUGUAAUGCAAUAAACACAGAGAAAGCAGAUGCAUCCUCUUAUUUAUAGCACAGAAAAGGCACUGCAAUGUACAGCAAUGGUAGCUGGUUACAGUGUGUGGUUACUAGUGGUGUGGGCGUGGGGGUUACCAAAACUAAC